This is a messenger RNA of Hirsutella rhossiliensis, 804 nucleotides long. Its product is annotated as GLEYA domain-containing protein. Bases 1 to 804 code for a protein of 267 amino acids. NCBI's taxonomy places the organism in Eukaryota, Fungi, Ascomycota, Sordariomycetes, Hypocreales, Ophiocordycipitaceae. The transcript has a single exon. The record is from RefSeq and is a predicted model, not a curated record.
AUGCUGAGCAAGACUGUUUUCUUCGUUGCACUUAUAGGCAGCGGCUUAGCCACGCCUGCGAAGGCUGGCACGCUCGACCAACCUAGCGAGGACCCGUACAGCGAUGCUCCGCCUGAAUCCAAUAGCUAUGACCCACCUCAGCCCACCAACCAUGGUAAUCACCACUCCUGUGAAGGCUCCCCACAGCCCACCAAACAUGGUCAUCACCACUCCCCUCAGCCCACCAAACAUGCUCAUCACCACUCCCAUGGUGAUUGCAAGAAGCCCAAGUGCGGCAGGCCGGGUAUCAAAUAUAAAAAAUAUACGAACCCAUUCGUCUCGGACAACUCGCCAGAUUACACGUCGUUCGACAUUUCAUACUUUCCGACGCAAACUCCCAUCGAACAGGGAACCGUCGACAGAAUUAUUGUCACGUCGAGCCCUCCCAUCGCUAUCGAGUAUACAACCUAUAUCUAUGCUUGCAAAAGCGGGGUUUAUGAGUUUUACUCGCCUGGGACUGACGAUAUUACUUUGGCUUGGUUUGGCAAAGAUCACGUUCGCAAUCCAACUCGCGAGAACGUUGACAUUCAGCAAACCUAUUUUGGGACGGCGGAGAGCAAGAACGAGCCCAAGACUGUUAAAAAGCAUAUCAAGGCCGGAACCUACUACCCUAUCCUGGUUUGGUACGGCAAUACUGGAGGACCUGCUCUUCUUGAGCUUCGUAUCACGGAACCAGGCGGUACGCCAGUGAAAGCUGCAGGGAGCUUCAAUAAAGGUCCCCAGCUUCGGACCCGGGCAUGUGGUGCAGAUGAAGGACGAUACUAA